Peniophora sp. CBMAI 1063 is the source of this 762-nucleotide messenger RNA. The record is from the annotation of a GenBank genome assembly. Lineage: Eukaryota; Fungi; Basidiomycota; Agaricomycetes; Russulales; Peniophoraceae.
AUGGCCGACGCCGCAUCAGGCUCCCAAGACAAGUCCGUACAGGUCAAGCUCGUCCUCCUCGGUGAGGCAGCAGUAGGAAAGUCGUCGGUUGUGCUCCGCUUCGUGUCGAACGAGUUCCAGGCGAACAAGGAGCCCACCAUCGGCGCCGCUUUCCUCACUCAGAAAUGCAGACUCGAGGACCGCGUGCUCAGGUAUGAGAUCUGGGAUACCGCUGGCCAGGAGCGUUUCCACUCGCUUGCACCCAUGUACUACCGUAAUGCACAAGCUGCGGUCGUCGUAUACGACAUCACGAAAGCCGCCUCGCUCGAGAAAGCCAAGACGUGGGUGAAGGAGUUGCAGCGUCAAGCAAACCCGAACAUCGUCAUCGCACUCGCCGGCAACAAGCUUGACCUUGUCAAGGCCUCCUCUGCACCCGCAGAUGGCGCAGAGGACGCGGACGAGGCAGAUGAUGCGACUGCUACACCCGGUGAGGGUGAGGGCGAGGGAUUCGGCGCGGAAGACCUGCGCCAAGUUCCACGUGAGGAGGCAGCGGCAUAUGCGGAGGAGGCAGGGCUGUUGUUCUUCGAGACUAGUGCGAAGACGGGUGAGGGUGUCGUCGAGGUGUUCACCGAGAUCGCCAAGAAGAUCCCAAUCGAGCACAUCCUCGCAUCUGCCCGUGGUGGCGCCGGCCGACCAGGCGCCAACUCGGGUUCGGGCAACCAGCCCGGUGGCGUCAAUCUCGAGCAGAACGCAGCGAAGGGCAAGGACGCCUGCAACUGCUGA